This is a messenger RNA of Candidula unifasciata, 1476 nucleotides long. The record is from the annotation of a GenBank genome assembly. NCBI's taxonomy places the organism in Eukaryota, Metazoa, Mollusca, Gastropoda, Stylommatophora, Geomitridae.
AUGGAGCUAACAACUUGGAUAGUAUCCGUUGUGGUGAUUCUGGCGAUCUAUAUAUGGCUGCAGCGACCAGACCCACGGCUUCCACCCAGCCCUGUUCGAGCUCUACCAAUUGUCGGCCAUAUCCUGUCCAUGAGUCGAGACACCAGGUCGCAGCUUAGAGCGUGGCGACAUUGCUGUGGGGACAUAUACAGCUUGUACAUGGGGAACACGUUGGUUGUUGUUCUUAACGGUUACGACUUGAUCAAAGAAGCCCUCGUCACGAGAGCAGAUAUCUUCUCCGACAGGCCCUCACUUUUCGUUGAUAUGGCUUCCGGUUUACCCAAGUUGGGAAUUCUUUUCUCCAAUGGAGCAGUUUGGAAAGAGCAAAGGUCUGUCAGUCUCUCCAUCCUUAGAUCUUUCGGAAUGGGGAAAAAUGUCUUGGCCGAAAAAAUACAAGAAGAGAUAGAUUGCUACAUGGAAGUUCUGGCAGAUCUGAAAGGAGAAUGCACAGAUAUCGAAGUUUUUACAAGCAUCAGCAUAUCCAACAUAAUCUGUUCCAUCCUGCUUGGCCAACGCUUUGACUACGAGGACAAAACAUUUCAGGAUUUAAUACACAAAUCCAGAGAUCUGGUCUCGGAACAAGAAGCUGUUAGUUUAAUUAAUUUUUUCCCCUGGCUGAAUUUUCUACCUGGUGAUUUGUUCAAAGCUAAAAAGCUCAGAGUUAGUUACGUGUCUUUAAUUAAUAUGUUCUCUGAUGUGUUAAACGAGAAAAAACAUUUCAGUGAUUCCAACGAUGUGAGCAAUUUUAUUUAUGCAUAUAUUAAUAAAAGAAACCAGAAAAUACAAUCUGGCAUAUCUACGUCUCUUGACGACCAGAAUUUAGUAAAGACCAUGUGCGAUCUAUUUGGGGCUGGAACUGAAACCACCAGUACUACUAUCUAUUGGUGCAUACUCUACAUUUUAAAUCACCAGAAAGUCCAAGAUAAGGUUUACGAUGAGAUUAAAAAUAAAGUGGGAACAUUUCGAACCCCAACGAUACAUGACAAGAGUCAGCUGACCUAUCUUAACGCUGUCAUUAUGGAAACUCAACGGCUAGCUAGUAUUGCUCCGGUAGCUUUGCCUCACCAGUGUUCUGAGGAGGUAACUCUGAAAGGCUUCACCAUACCUAAAGGAACCAUGAUCCUUCCCAACCUGGACUCUGUCCUCCAUGACAAAGACACCUGGGGAGAGGACGCCAUGAGCUUCAGACCUGAACGAUUCAUCGACAACGACGGCAAGUUGAAGAACCCUGAACAGUUUAUCCAGUUCGGUAUUGGACCUCGUGCUUGUCUGGGCGAGAGUUUGGCCAUGAUGGAACUGUUUCUGUUUCUCUCCAACAUGUUCCAGAGAUUUCAGUUCCUUCCGCCAAAUCCGUGUAGUAUCCCGCCAUUAGCGUACAAGACCGGCGUUGUUGUCAGCCCACUGGGGUACGAGGUGAGGGUGGUCAAGAGAAUUUAA